Messenger RNA from Dinoponera quadriceps, 1943 nucleotides. RefSeq names its product odorant receptor 67c-like. Gene Ontology annotation, cellular component: plasma membrane. The record is from RefSeq and is a predicted model, not a curated record. Lineage: Eukaryota; Metazoa; Arthropoda; Insecta; Hymenoptera; Formicidae. Bases 741 to 1943 code for a protein of 400 amino acids. Gene Ontology annotation, biological process: detection of chemical stimulus involved in sensory perception of smell; sensory perception of smell. The transcript has 5 exons. Gene Ontology annotation, molecular function: odorant binding; olfactory receptor activity.
AUGAAAUAUAGUAGCUUGAACAUGGAGAAGAAAAUAAAAAAAGUGUAUAAAGAUAAAAAAUUAUUAAGACAAUUUAUGAUUGUUUGAUUGUAAUAUCAGUAUUAUUGCUCUUUACUCUUUUGAAAUUGUGUCAACACGAUCGUACUUCCUGCCAAUCGACGACGUACAAUGCAGAACAUCAAAUGCGGCUCCGCAUUUCGCGGCUCUGCAAUGAUGAACGCUAUAAGAUAAUUGCCGUUUCGCUAGCAUAGAUGCAAAUUACAAUAAAAUUAAUGAUCACGUAUGUCCCCUUAGUAAACGAAAUAGAUAGCACAUGUAUACAUUCGCCGCCUUCGAUGGAUUGUCGUGCAGUAUCGCACAUACAUUUAUUUCCAGUAUUUUACAUCUCGAAAUUGUCGUCCAUUUUGAUACAUGCUUUAUCAUCUAUCAAUAUUUGAGCUCAAUGAUCACAGAACAAACGCAUAAAAACGCGAUAUGUUCAUGUGAGUCGCGAGUAGAGAAACAGAAUUGCAAGGAAAACGGGCGAAUUACCAGCCGAUUGACAAGAGGGUCCGAAAUAAUUACACAGAAGUCAUUCGUUUCCUUAGAAAGCGCUUGUAAAUGCAAAAAGCAACAUCCGUGAAGACGAAGUCUGUAAAAAAUUGAAAUAAACUCAAUCGCCGAUAUAAUCGAAGUUUUGACCACGCUCACAGGUUUCGUUCAUCUUAAGUUAAUUCCUAUACAACUUGCGCUCUAUCAACAUGGAUUUCGGGAACGUGAAUUCUUUAAAUAAUCGAGUGAACCUGCUGUCAGGCAACCUGCUGCCGAUAUUAAGCGGUGAUUAUGCAUUUCCGCUGCACUGGCGCGUAUACAAUACCGUUGUUUGGCUAAUCGAACUGAUCCAUACCAUCGCUCUGAUCUUCGGGCUCGUUUUAACGCCGCGGGAAAAAGCUCUGAAGGACGGCACUGUGUGCGUCGUAGUCACCUUGGAGGCGUCCUUUAUGCUCACACGACUUUACAGGCGCAGAAAGCUAUUGGAACGAAUAAUCGGCAAGCUGAACGACAUUCUGCGCGACUCGGACGAGACGAUGAAGGACAUAGUGAGGUCGACUUUGAGUCUGAUAAUAAAACCGUUUACAGUGUACGGUAUAGUAAGCGCGUCAACCGUUAUCAUAUGGACUAUACAGCCAGUUACGAAGGCCUUCGGCAAGGACACUUUCUUCUACACGGAUUACAACUUGCCGACAGCAUUCACUACCGAGCCGUUCUCGCGUAGUGUGCUGCUUGCAUCCACCGUCGUCAUGACAAUCGGCAGCGUACUACUGUUCCUGAAGAAAUACGGUGUGGACGUAUACAUGAUGCAUCUAGUGCUGAUGUUGACCGCGCAGUACCGAUACACGGCGGAGAAACUGACGCUGUUGUUUCGAAAUUCACAGAGAGAUGAUCGCGUCGAUGAGUGUCGCGACAAGACGGUUUGUCGGAACGGGACGAAUUGGCAGACGGAAAGGGAGCUGAAAGCAUUAUGUCGCCACCAUAACACGGUUUUACAAAUAUCGUUUAUGUUGAGGCAACUGCUAUCUGUGAACUUCAGUUUAUUGUACGUAAACAGCGUCUUUCGCUUCUGCUUUAUAGGUAUCCUAAUGAGUACAAUACCAUUGCUGACUUUUGCUGAAGGAAUUUCCAUUAUUUUGUUCUCACUCGGCUCGGUAAUACAAUUCUUCCUGCUGUGUUCCUUCGUACAAACGCUGUCGGACGCGAGUACGAAAAUAACGGAUAAAGCAUUCGACGAAAACUGGCAUCAGUAUGGUUCAUCAAUAAAACGUACAUUUUUAUUACUGAUAAUGGCCAAUAAUUUGAAGUGUCAAAUUUCGGCGAUUGAAAAGUUUAAUUUGUCUCUGCCCUCUUUUAUGACGAUCAUGAACCAAUCAUACUCGAUCGCUCUUUUGUUUCUAAGAGCAAAUUGA